AUGUCAUCACAACGUUAUUCCGAAUCACGAACAAUUCAAGAACAAAGCCGUCAUGGUAAUGAUGGAUAUGGUGUGCCAUAUACCUCACGGGUUACUGUACCUAUUCAACAUACAAUAAGUAGUUAUAAUGAUUUAGGCAAUGAACGACGUGUACAAGACCGUCUUCGUACUCAAGAUACAACUGUACAAUGGGUCAAUGAUCCAAUAAGUGGACGUGAAAGUUUUCGAGUUACAGUCAAUAUUGAUGGAUUUAACCAAAAUGAAGUUAAUAUUCGUUUUGAGGGUAAUAAGCUUGUGGUUUAUGGUGAACAUAUUGAAAAUAACAAUCAAAAUACAGCAAAAAAACUUAUAGAAAAAUCUUAUGAAUUACCUCGGGACCUCGAUACGUACAGUCCACGAGUAACAUAUCCAACACCAAUAACAAUGCAAAUCGAUAUUCCAUCACGUCAUUCAAAUGUAAUCAUUGAUGAUGGUCGUACAUCUUCAAAAUUAAUAUCUAAUUAUGAUACAUCUUAUCGUACACAACCACGAUAUAGUCAAGAAAAAACUUCAUCUGAAUAUACAUCAACAAGAAAACUUGGUACUGGUGGUGGUGGUAGUGGUGGUAGUACUUAUCGAUCAACUUCAACUCCACGCAUUUAUUCAACAUUUGAUGAUGGUAAUACUGGUCGUAAUAAUACAUAUUCAUCGACUAGUCGUUAUCAAUCAAGAGACUCUCAAAGUCCAAUACGUCGAGGAUAUAUUGAUUCUACAAGUAAUUUAUAUAAUACUAAUUUAAAUACUCCAACAUAUACAUAUACUGUAACAAGUGAUGAUACUAAACCAAGAAUAAUAUAUCCAACAAUAUCAAGUGGUAAUAAUGAUUCGGCAUAUGAAAAAAAAUUUAGUGAAACACAUCGUGAAACUCGUCAUAGACGUUCAAGUCCAACAACAGGCGUACAAUCAUCACAUGAAGUUCAACAUAAUCGUUCUGGUAGUCCAUCAAUAGGUCGAAAUUUUGAUGAAAAUCGUUUUCGAACAAGUCUCAAUAUUGGUAGUAAUAAUAUAAUACCAUCAACAUCAUCACGUAAUGUUGAAGUACGUGAAUUUUCACAACGUGUUGGUGGUGAUACAAAUAAUAAUACAUAUGUUGAUAAUAUUCGUAAUUAUCAACCAUCAUUAUUUACAGCAGGUUUCAAUUCUGAUGCAUUUUAUCGAAGUGCUUUUCAACCACAAAUAUUUACUGAUGAUCAUGGUCAAAAUCGUAUUGAAAUGAAACUUGAUGUACAAAAUUAUGAUCCAAAUGAUAUAAAAGUAUCUGUUAAUGGUAAUGAUCUUAUUGUUCAAGCUGAACAUAAUGUUAAUCGACCACCAACAACAUCAUCACGAGCUUAUUUUUAUAAACAAAUAACAUUACCAUCAAAUACAGAUUUACAAAGUAUAUCAUCACAAUAUCGUGCUGAUGGAAAACUUCAUAUUACAGCUAAAUUAUCUAAUGAUCAAGCUUCCAUUAGAUAUCAUUAA
Molecule: messenger RNA, 1503 nt
Organism: Rotaria sordida
Lineage: Eukaryota; Metazoa; Rotifera; Eurotatoria; Philodinida; Philodinidae
Source: the annotation of a GenBank genome assembly